UAUUAUUUUGUUUGUUUUUUUUUUCCCCAGCGCGGUGUCAUGGCUUCGUCUAUGAAUGCCUCCAACGACGAUGACGACGCUUUUGUCUACAUUUUCGACAGAAGAAAUGGAGCUUCGCCAGAAAUUAAACUGCAUACGGGUGGAUUGUUCACUUUCGAAGACUUCAAAGUUAAAGUGAAACAGGAGCUUAAAUCUGAUAAUGAUGAUUUUGUAAUUGCAUCCACAAACAGAGAUGGAAUUUGUGAUGACUCUUCUUGGGAUAGCGUUGAGAAGGGGGACACUCUCUACAUACUCAACACUCUUCUGCAAGAGUUGUGUGCCCCUGCACAGCAAAGGGUCAAUUUCCUCCCACAUUAUGACACUAUUGUUAAAGGUGGCAUGUAUGAAUAUUAUGCUUCAGAAGGCCAGAAUCCUUUACCUUAUGCAUUUGCUGAGUUGAUCGACAAUGCCUUAACAGCAACAGCAAAUAACAAUGCUGACCGUAACAUCGAAAUCAGAUUGCAUUUUGAUGAAGGGAAUCCAAAUCGAAACUGUAUCUUUGUCCUUGAUAAUGGCAAAGGUAUGACACCUCGGCAACUUAACAACUGGGCUAUCUACAGACUUUCAAAGUUUAUAAGAAAGGAUAAACGGCGCAGAAAUUCAGUUGAUCGAGAUGAUAACAGUGCAGUAAGAUAUGAACCACCGAGGUCUUUAAACAGUGACAUAUCCUAUUUUGGAGUUGGUGGCAAACAGGCUAUCUUUUAUAUAGGAAAUGCUACUAAAAUGAUAACUCGACCAGCUGGUUCAAAAGAUAUUCAUGAAUUAACUAUAUCAAAAGAUGAUUUUGAAAAGAAAGAGAAAAAUAAUGAGUCAAUUUACAGUGGUUUCAUUAGAAACAGAAAACCUAGUGACUCUAGCCACGUUGCUCCAGAAGAUGAAAUUUUCAGAAAAAUUAUUACUGAAGAAGAAUACCGUGAAAGUUUUACAGUGGUUGCCAUUACUGGUAUCAAUUCAGGUCACAUUCCAUAUCUAAAACACAAUCUGAGGGAGUGGUGUCGGCAAUUAGCUCACAUUUACCAUUAUUAUCUACACGGCCCCAAUGGCAACCAAGAUCCUCCAGCCCAUGAUCCUAACAGAGUAAUGCGACCAGCUAGUCCAUUCAGACAUAUCAACAUUGAAAUCAAAUUAUUCAAGGGGUUGGUGCUGAUGAAAAACUUGAACCUUCGCGAUAUUAACGAUGACCUUCAGAGUCAGUUUGUCAAGACAGGAGCUUCAGUAUUUGAUUUCAAAGCUAAAGUAGAGGGUGCCGGAGUGGUUGAAGGAGUCCUCAGAUAUCAUCCAUUUUUAUAUGACCAUGAAACAUUCCCCACAGACUUUAUUGAUCCCAGAUAUUCAGAACCCGAAGACGACCAUGAUUAUGCUAUCAAUGACCGGCCAGCACGUGGAAGACGCCCUGUAUUUGAAUGCUACUGGAAUGGUAGAUUAAUUCCUUAUACACUUAUUGAAGAAUUCGAUUGGUGUAGUGCUCCAAAAAAGUCAAAAGUUGUCCCAGCAGAUUGCUAUAACAGAGUUUCUGGUGUGUUGUGGACUAACGACAAAUUCCAAGUCAGUACUAACAAACUGACUUUCAUUGAUUUGGAGAUGAAGCUCAAGGAAAAAAGUACUGUUUUCUGUCGAAUUAUUAAUGGCCAUGAAAAGCGAACUGGUAUUGACAAGGAAUUUGUUAAUUGGCUUAAAGAAUGUCAUGAAAAAUUUGACAAACAAAUUCACUUUUCAGAAUUUAAAGGUCAUGCUCUCCGGCCUGAUCUCCCCAAACAUAGACAAACUCCUUGGUCUGUUUAUGAACAAGUUGAAUGGGAUGGGAAAAUAUUUAAAAAGGGCAACUUGGUUAGAAUCAGUCGCACUGUUCCUACAAUUCUUGGUACCAUUAAAUGCUUUUUAUUGUAUGGAGACCAUGAGGGAGAAGUGUAUGCAACUGGUGGCGACAUUCAACUCAUACAGGAACCACGUUGCUUGUAUAAUGAAGUAAAAGUCCAACCUCUGUUUAAAUUAGAUCGUUUGGCCACACCUCAUCAAGUUAAAAAAGCAAUUGAAGAAGAAGAAGCCAAGUUACCUGAUCAAUUAGUUGUUUCUUGGCCUGAUGACAAUGAAGUUGUAGAAGGUGAACGCAGACCUGCAGGGAAAACCAUUGGUGAUAUUAAGGUAGAAAUUAUAAACAAAAAAGGUGAAACCAUCAAGCAGUUACCUGGAACUGCCCCAGCACACAAGAAAUUGUUAGUGGAACUCAAGAUUAUCUGGCAUUCUUCCAAUGGUGAUGAAGUGAUUGUAUCACAUAUUAGUCAACAUGGAAAAAACUGGCCAUAUUGGUUCAGAAAAAUGGAAAACAUCAAAAACUUAGGGCAUCACACACUUCAGCUCCAAGUUGUUUUGAAUGAGAGUGGUGCAACAACUUUUGCUGGAAAAGAUCUGCCGUCGCACCGUAUCAAAUUUUUUGUCACUGAAGCUGAACCCAAAAAGUUUACAGUUGCUUUACUGGAUGGACCCUUUCGUGUUGGGGUUCCAUUUCAAAUUCCUCUUGAAUUCCAAGAUGAAUUCAACCACAUAACAGCACCAAACAGUGAUUGCAAACCUACUCUUGAGGCUAGUGGACUGGAUAUUAGUUACGAUAGUUUACAAGUGAAAGGUAACCAUCUGUUGAUUAAGGGUAUUUCUGCAAAAGGCCUGGUUAAUUGUACUACAGGAAAGAAUUUCAAUUUGACCGUGAAAGUGGAUGAGUUAGAAGAAAAACAAACCUUAAAAAUCCGUUUACUUCCUGGUCCUCCCUAUCAGCUCUCUGUGAAACCAGAUCAAAACUUGAACCUUGAAAAUGGAACUGCUCCUGUGUUCAAUGUAGAAGUUCUAGAUAUUGCAGGCAAUGUUACUACUGAGAAUAAACUGGUGGUUACUUGUAAGUUCCAAGGAAUCUCUGGUUUACCAGUUUAUAGUCUUGACUGUUCAAGUAGUGGCACUGGAAUAUUGACUGGAGAAUCAUUAUACAUGAAAAAAGUGAAAAGUAACCAGGAAGUUGUGGCCAAAAUUGAACUGCAGAAUAGCAAAGACGUGAAAACAGUGGAACGGAAGUUAUGUUUGAUACCAAGUGGAAAGACUGCAAGCAUUGAUUUGAGUUAUAAUUUGUACAAUGAAGAUGGCACUGUGGAGAAGACAGUACGCAUUAAAAACUCUCAGGAAGUAGUUGCUGUUGCAGGUGAAUACAUGCAGGGUUUAACAUUCUUACUUCUUGAUGAAGCUGGUCGGGAAAUCAAGAUGGAUGAAAAGAUCUCCUCCAAGAUAAAGGUAAACUGGACCCCUAAAAUGAAUAAAGAACUUCUACUUCAAAAAAAAUUGCCCGAUAUCAAAAUUCCAACUUCAAUUUCUGACCAAAAGUAUUGCCAUGUUAGUAUUCUAGAUGGAUCGGACACUCACUUUAGUUUCACAAUAAAAGCCAAAGCAGGAGAGCCUUCUCAGAUGAAGUGCAAGGUAAAAGGAAGUUGCAGUUUACGUAUUAAGGAGCAAAUGGAAAGUGAAAUUCAAGUUAGCAUCAGAGAUAAAAAUGGCAAUGAAAUAAUAGAUUUCCAAGCUUCAGAACUACAAGAACUGAACAUUAGUGGUGAUGGCUUAAUAACUGACAAAAUCCAGAAGUAUAAAGGUCAGCAAUGUGCCUUCUGUGUAAAAGGCAUCCAGUUAGAGGAUGUUCACACUGGUUCCAAAGAGUUGAUGUUUCAAUGGAAGAAACUCAAGGAUUACAUUCGCAUUGAGUUGGUAUCAGGGCCCCCUUCUCAGCUUAUUAUUCCAGGAUGGGACUUGGACGAGCCUAUUGUGGUGUAUGAUGGUGGAAAAAUUAAUCAACAUUUAGUUGUAUCGCUGUGUGAUGACAGGGGCAACCAAUGUAAAGAGAAAGAUGUAAAAAUCCUUUUGAAUAAGGAUCAAAAAAUUAAGAUUGUGCCUUCUGCUACUACAUUGAAAACCGAUAAUGAAGGACAAGUAGACUUUGGAACCUUCUCUGUCAAUGGGCCAAAGGGUGUCUAUGAAUUGUCAGUGAAAGCUCUGCUUGGAGGGAGUAGAACCAUCGCAGGGCCAAGAAUUAAGAUCAGCAUUCGACCAGAUCCAACCAAACCUUUACGUCUUGAGGUGGAUUGUAAAAGUAAUAUAGCAGUAGAAGCUGGCUCAAAGUUGCCUGUAUACACAGUGAAAGUAUUGGCUGAAGAUGGUAAUCCAUUAACUUUGGCAAAGCAUUCACAUCUGUCAAUGAAACAAUGGCCUUCAGAUUCUAGUCACCAGUCAAUACCACCUCCCAAAGCAAUUUCAUAUGCACCUGACAACGUGAACAAUGAGAAAGGAAUCUUUACUUUCAGCAACAAACGCUGUCCAGAGUUGGCUGGCAAGUUCAGUAUUAUGUUUGUAUAUUAUGAUGGGAAAUAUAAUGUAGAUAGUGAAGUGAUCUCACUUACUGUGCUCCCCAGUGUGCCAACCAAGUUAGUGCCAUUAGAGACACUAGGGACUCCCACAGUGAGCAAUUCCAAGAAUAAUACCAGUCGUUGCCUAAUUGAAUCUCUUCUUCUUGAGCUCAGGGACCAGUUUGAUAAUCCAGUAGAGCCAAAAUUUGAUGGGUCGGUCAAAAUAGUUGUUAAAGCCCUAGAUGAGGUGGAUGAAAUACCUGCUUUUGUAGGGCCUUCAAAACAGCUUUUGGUUCCAUUACUCAAAGGGCGAGCCCUUUUACAGAAAAUUACCUUACAAGAAAAUACACCAGGAAAAGAUGGUUUUGAGUAUGUUUUAUCCUGCACAGUCUCUGCACAGAACAUUAAAGAAAAGAUCGAACCAUUAGAGAUUCCUUUCUUGUUCUAUAAUGAUUGCAAGAAGCAAUCUCGUAUGGCCAGUCUCUCUAAAGAAAGAGACACCAUUCAAAUUGCUAUCAGAGCCUACAAAUCAAUGUUUGAAACAACAGAACAGCUUAUAAAUGAAUUAAAAAUCUCAAACCAUGAAGCCAGCCACUUAGAACAGCAGCUACGCAUGGAGUUGAAGAAGCAAAACAUUCCGCUCGCACAACUUCAGUCAAUUGAACAAAUUGAUAUUCUUCUUCAGACAAGAAUGACAGAACGAGAUGAACUGCUCAGCAGGCCACGCCGACUCUGUGGUCUUGCACAAACACCUAGUGAUCCUGAGAUAUUGGGAAAAAUCGGUCAGCUUGCAGAACUUCAAGACCAUGAUAUAGCUCGUGUCCUCUCAUGGCACAUGUCAGCUGAUAUGGACUGUGUUGUAACUACAACUACUAAAAAGGCCAAAGAAAUCUACAACCAAACUAGUGGCAAACAGCAAGUGUUACCAUUAGAUUCUAUUUAUAAGAAAACCCUUCCAGAAUGGGACAAACCUCUACCUCAUGAAAAAUUCCGACCUCAAUGGAAACCUCCUGGGAAUCCAGUCUAUGCAAGGAAACUUCUUAAAUUCAGUCACCAAGAAGAAAAAUGUAAAUUGGUGUUUGGAAUGCUGUUGGGUGAUACAAUGUUCUUGGAUUCUUUAGACUAUGCGAAUUCCUACAGACAAGAGGUUGUGAAGUUUGCCCAUUGCCCAACCAUUUUGACAAGAGAUGGAGAUCGUAUCCGCAGUAAUGGCAAAUUUGGAGGAUUAAUGAACAAAGCAUUGCCUUUAGAUAAGCUACGUGGAGCAGUGUUUGGUGAACCCCUACCAGUUGCUUAUCAUGCAAUCUGCACACAAAUUGACACACUCCAUAACUACCGGGCUGCUGUGAAGAAACGCCAGAACUCUGAAACUGAUUUACUUGAACAGCAAAGAGCAAUGAACAAUCCUGAGAUGAAGAUGAAAAUGAAGGAAUGUUCUGAAGCAGAAGAAAGACUACGAGUCAUUGAACAGAAAUUAGGUAUGUGCCUUGCUCAGUCACAAUCGUCAGCAAUGACUUCAAAAGGAAAAUUAUAUGAACAAUAUGAGACUCCAGUGAGCACCAAAAAACCUCGUUUGUCAACAUCCUCAAUUCCUUACAGUGUUGAUACUGGUAAUGUUGAAAUGUCAUCUCCUGCUUUGAAUGGCACUGGAGCUGGUAAAUCCCACAAUAUUAUGAAUAAUAGUGGAAUGGCAAGCAACUCAGGGGCAGUGGGUGUCUCAACACCAACCAACAACAAUUUUGCUCCUACGCGACAGAGUAAACGCAUUGCUUCCAUGACACCAGUCACUUCAGAUGAUGGUAGAAAGAGGUUGCGUAAAACUUGAGCCCCUCUUUCUUCAUAUUUUUCUUCACCAUUAUCAACCAUCAUUGGAUUCCCUUUUUCUUAGAUCAAAUCUGAAUAGUUUCAUACACACUUCACACAAAACUCUGGAACUGCCUUUCUUCCCCAUCACCUCCCUUUAAUUUUUAUUUCUUUCUAUUUUACUACAUCCCAACACACACACACACAUUCAGACACACAAAUUAACUUUUAUUUUCCAAGACUAUUUUUGACUGGUAACUGUUAAAUACUUGGAUCCUGUUUUUGAAUUUAAUUACCUACAUCACUCCCUCACUUUUAGUAAAGUUAUUUACUGCAA
Messenger RNA from Octopus bimaculoides (California two-spot octopus), 6552 nucleotides. RefSeq names its product structural maintenance of chromosomes flexible hinge domain-containing protein 1. Gene Ontology annotation, molecular function: ATP binding; protein binding. The record is from RefSeq and is a predicted model, not a curated record. NCBI's taxonomy places the organism in Eukaryota, Metazoa, Mollusca, Cephalopoda, Octopoda, Octopodidae. Gene Ontology annotation, biological process: chromosome organization; double-strand break repair. Gene Ontology annotation, cellular component: chromosome.